AUGGAUGGUCCCCACGAAGGGUCCCUGAGGAUGUGUGGCUCUCCAGGACAUCACCAUCUCUGCAGCACCAGCAGCCAGUUAAGAGUAGCUGUUGGUGUGCUGCUGACCCUCAGUGCAGGCCAGCCUUCCCAUCUGGGUCGGGUCCAGAGCCUGCUGCCGUUACCACGUGCUGCUGGUAGGGGUACUGCCGGAGUCCGACAGCUUUUCCAGUGUCCUUUGGAUGAGAUUUUUAAAGAAGCCCGAUCUCCUUUUGGUGGUCAUGCCUGCUGCCUCCCGCAGGCCAGGAUGCCCCACUCCACACAGACCGUGGCCUUGGCAUGUGACAUGCUUGGCGUCAGGGGCCCUGCAAUGAAAUGGCCUUUCCUCGGGGGCUCCUGGGCCGGGACGCAGCCCCACCCUCAGGUCUCCCACGAGUCUGGCCCAGUGCUCUCGGCGGCCUCUUCACCCUCCGGGGCUCUCGAAGUCUCCCUCCUGCAGUUCUCUGUAACGCUUUCCCACUUGGAGGAGCUCACAUGGAAAAUGCAGCGAUUUUUUUCCGAAUUGCGCCCUCCUCAUAAGCCGUCUUUGCUCCAUGGUUACUUUCAGCCGCUUUGCAGGCUCCCUGCCCCACUGGACCCAGCUCCCCCCUGUCCCCCUGCUCCUGAGGCAUGGAGUUUGGCCAUCUCUGUGCCAGGACUUGGGCUGGGCUCAGCUCCCGGGAGGCACCGUAGGCAGCACACCACCCCGCGCUCACCCACGGGCAUUGCUGAGUCUCAGCGGGCGUUGCCAGGCCAAACCUGCAGCCCCUCUUCCAGGACGUUCUGCCUCCCGGCACCUGCUGGGACCCUCAGGCUCAGCCCUGGGGAUGCCUCCCCCACGGCUGCUGUGGCUUAUGCCCCGCACGCCCCUGACUCACCUGGGGUUGUGGCAGCCGCGUCCCCUGCCACACACUAGGGAAAGAUUAAAAAGAGCUGCAGUGAGGACGCGCGGAUCUCCACCCCGCACAACAAACAGCAGCAUCUGCAGAGAAACACGCUCAGCCAUGAACCAGCGGGGUCUGCCAUUCAGAAACUUAAGCAAGAUAUAAAGGCAUUUUGUUCUUCUUCUCGGGCAUUCUUAAGAGAUCAUCAGGAUGAGUUUCAGGGCCGCGUUUGAAUAGUGACUGCUGAGCAGAGAACGCCCCCGAGCAGCCAGACUCUCCUGGCAUGCCAGUCAAAGGUGAUGCACCUGGAGUAGGCCUUGCAGGACGUCGGCGCACGUCACCAGCUGGAGAGGCAGAGGAGGAAGUUCCUGCACAACAGCCUGCAUCACCUAUCGGACGGGUCUGCAGUGUGUGGCCCGUGGAACGUGCAGGCAGAGGCUGACCCCAGCUUCUGUGGGUCACAGAGACCAGACCCAGGCUGUAAAUGGUUGGCCUGCGACAUGCAGAAAUGCAGAAGGAGCUGCUCAGCACCACAGGUUCACUGCCAGAUUCAUCGUCUGUUGCCUUUUGAUAGUGAAUCCGAUGAUCCAGUUUUGCAAGCAGGUAAGUUGCUUAGGACAGUGUGUGUAUGCCUGUGUGCUCAGGGAGAAGGCAGAGGAUGGCACCGUUUUAAGUGGCAUCUACUGUCUUACCCCCGGUCCCACAGCAGGGCAUUCUUGAGUGUGGGUUUCAGACUUGGUUGUGCUGGCCCUAGUGCUUUCUGCACGUUCUUGACUGGUGGCCGCCAUGAGUCACCUGUCAAGGGACAGGAAACUUGGCCCGUGGAGUGUGAAACAGUUCUGGUGAAAUGUGAUCAUCCUGGUCCCCUCCCAAUUAAUAAGACAUACCAUUUUGAAAGGGUUUAUGGUCCAGCAGCAUCUCAGAGCGCGGUCUUUGGAGAUGUAUGCCCCCUACUCGUGUCUCUCUUGGAUGGGUACCAAGUUUGUGUUAUGACGUAUGGACAGACGGGCAGCGGGAAGACCUACACCAUGCUGGGAUCCCAUUCGGACGAUAACCCUAUCCUGCCUUUCCUCCCACGGGACUUAGGAAUUAUCCCCAGAGAGGCUGAGGAGCUCGUCAGGCUUAUUUCGGAAAAUCCCUCAAGAAUCCCAAAGGUUGGAGUCUCCAUCGUGGAAGUUUACAAUAAUGAUGUUUUUGACCUUCUGGCCAAAGACAGCGUUGUAGCUGUGUCAGGGGUCAAGCAUGAGGUGAUGACAGCCAAGGAUAGCCGGAUAGAGGUCGUGCUGCUGGCCUCUGAGGUGGUUGGCAGCACCUCGAGACUGAUGGAGCUCGUUCGUGGAGGUCCACAGCUCAGGGCGAAGCACCCCACCCUGGUGCACGUGGAUUCUUCCCGGUCUCACCUGAUAAUUACGAUGACUUUCACAAUAGUCACCUGCUCUGACAGCACUGCAGACCGAACCUGCAGUGCCACCCUCCCCAGGGAACAAACAGAGGCAGGACGGGCAGGAAGGAGCUGCCCUGCUUCUCUCCGGGCUGCACAGCUGCUUCCUGGAGGCCCUGCAGAGUGCGUGGAGCAGGUGUAGGCCUGGCUGCAGCUUGUGAACUUGGCCGGCAGCCAGUGCGUCAGUGUGUCUGGGGCCACUGGGGCGGCCCUGAGGGAGACAGCGUGCAUCAACCACAGUCUUGCAGUCCUGGCAGACGUCCUGGGGACCUUGUCGGAGCGCCUCGGCCAUGUCCCAAACCAGAAGAGCAGACCCACCCACCUCCUUCAGGACUGCCUCCGAGGCGAUGCAAAGCUGCUGGUGGUUCUGUGCGUGUCUCCCAGCCAGAGGCACCUGGCGCAGAGGCUGCAGGGGCUGCAGGGACUGUGCUUUGGAACCCGUGCUCAGUGAGUCCAGCGAGGCCCAGCCAGAAAGAGGCAGACCAGCUCCCUGGCGGAGGGAAAGAAGCGGCCGGAUUGA
Messenger RNA from Sapajus apella (tufted capuchin), 2862 nucleotides. It is a transcript of the gene KIF25, whose product is annotated as kinesin family member 25. Lineage: Eukaryota; Metazoa; Chordata; Mammalia; Primates; Cebidae. Gene Ontology annotation, biological process: microtubule-based movement. The record is from RefSeq and is a predicted model, not a curated record. Gene Ontology annotation, cellular component: kinesin complex; microtubule. Gene Ontology annotation, molecular function: microtubule binding; ATP hydrolysis activity; ATP binding.